ACCUAGCGGGGCCCCAAGCCUGGCUGACGCUCGGGAGGGGCGUCACGUGGGUCGCCGGCCGCGCAACUCUCGGCCCUGGGCGCUCCGCGGUCACCCGCUCCCGCGACCGCCGUCCCUGCCCCUCGUCGGCGCCACAGGUGCUUUGCCGCCAAGCGCUCCCGCGCCAGGUGUCUCUCUGGACACGCCAGGCUGGGGCCACCUCUGAGCGCCCCGCAUGGGCCAUGGAUGGCGAGACAGCAGAGGAGCAGGGGAGCCCUGCGCCCCCUCCGGUCCCCGGGGGGCGGCUGGAGCCCAAGAAGUAUGCUGUGACCGAUGACUACCAGUUGUCCAAGCAGGUGUUGGGCUUGGGCGUGAAUGGCAAGGUGCUGGAGUGCUUCCAUCGGAGCACCGGGCAGAAGUGUGCCAUGAAGCUCUUGUAUGACAGCCCCAAGGCUCGGCAGGAAGUGGAGCACCACUGGCAGGCCUCGGGCGGCCCCCACAUCGUGCGCAUCCUGGACGUCUAUGAGAACAUGCACCACGGCCGGCGCUGUCUCCUCAUCAUCAUGGAAUGCAUGGAAGGGGGUGAGCUGUUCCGCAGGAUUCAGGAGCGCGGCAGGAUUCAGGAGCGCGGUGACCAGGCUUUCACUGAGAGAGAGGCCGCAGGGAUCAUGCGGGAUAUCGGCACUGCCAUCCAGUUUCUGCACAGCCAGAACAUCGCCCACCGAGACGUCAAGCCUGAAAACCUGCUCUACACAUCUAAGGAGGGAGAUGCUGUGCUUAAGCUCACUGACUUCGGCUUUGCCAAGGAAACCACCCAAAACGCCUUGCGGACACCAUGCUACACUCCCUAUUAUGUGGCCCCUGAGGUCCUCGGUCCAGAGAAGUAUGACAAGUCGUGUGACAUGUGGUCUCUGGGUGUCAUCAUGUACAUCCUCCUGUGCGGCUUCCCGCCCUUCUACUCCAACACGGGCCAGGCCAUCUCCCCAGGGAUGAAGAGGAGGAUCCGCCUGGGCCAGUAUGGAUUCCCCAAUCCCGAGUGGUCAGAGGUCUCUGAGGACGCUAAGCAGCUGAUCCGCCUCUUGCUGAAGACAGACCCCACCGAGAGGUUGACCAUCACCGAGUUCAUGAACCACCCCUGGAUUAACCAACUGAUGGUGGUACCACAGACCCCGCUCCACACAGCUCGGGUGCUGCAGGAGGACAGAGACCACUGGGACGAAGUCAAGGAGGAGAUGACCAGUGCUCUGGCCACUAUGCGAGUGGACUACGACCAGGUAAAGAUCAAGGACCUGAAGACGUCUAACAACCGGCUCCUCAACAAGCGGAGAAAGAAGCAGGCGGGCGGCUCUUCGGCCUCCCAGGGCUGCAGCAACCAGUAGUCGCCGGCCUCAGGGCAGCCAGGCCUCUCAGCCUGGGAGCAGACUGGAACGUGUAUCGUGUAUCGCACAGAGGCCCUGAAGUCCCGGCCAGGAGGGCCCAGGGUCAUUCUUUUUAACAGAGGGGUUAUUUUGUUGCCUUUUAAUUUGUUGCUUGGAACUUCAGGAUGGCAAACCCUCAGUAGGUACUGCCGCCCAGGCCUUCGUGUGGGCCCCGGCUCUGAGAGGGGCAGGGGGGUUGGAGAGCUGCUUGCUGCCCCACAGCGCCUUUGGCCAGGGUGACCAGAGGAAGGGUCAGCUGUGUCCUGCCCUGGGGCGUGGCCUCAGCCUUCCACCACUGGGCGUUGCGGCUGGGUUUUUCUUCUUCCAUAGACACUCCCCUGCAGGGUGGGCAAAUGGGCUUGGCCUUGAAAAAGGCAUCCGGCCACUGGUUGUCAUGGUG
This is a messenger RNA of Tupaia belangeri chinensis (Chinese tree shrew), 1797 nucleotides long. It is a transcript of the gene MAPKAPK3, whose product is annotated as MAPK activated protein kinase 3. The record is from RefSeq and is a predicted model, not a curated record. NCBI's taxonomy places the organism in Eukaryota, Metazoa, Chordata, Mammalia, Scandentia, Tupaiidae. Gene Ontology annotation, biological process: protein phosphorylation. Gene Ontology annotation, molecular function: protein kinase activity; ATP binding.